UUGGAUUCACUCUUAACACAAAAUUCAAUAAAACAUGAUUUUUACCGUUUUAUUUCUUAUGAUUGUAGAGUUUUUAACGGCAUCGGAAAAAAAUGAAAGUGUGUACAGCAAGGAGCCUAGCAAGUUGAGAAAAAGGUUACCCGCGUCAACGGCGAAAGGGAUUUCCAUUCCUACAUACGGCGAGUACCCCUAUGUUGUUCUCAUAAUGGAAGAACAGACAGAGUACCACAUCUGCGAGGGUGCCAUUAUUUCGGAGAUAUACGUACUCACCGGCUGCCACUGCUUCACACGCUACAACAUGACAAUAGCGUUCGUGAAACAGAAAAAUGAAUUUUUGGUCGUGGCGGGAGGACAGGCGUCUUGGGGGUUGAGAGACGUCAAAUCCAUGAAUUCCAGCUUGACCCAAAUCCGUAUGAUUCGGAAGAUCCACAUGCAUCCGAAAUGUUUGCAGACGGCUAAUAAUGUAUGGCACUACGAUUUCGCCUUUAUCAGGCUCAAGUCCGGUUUCUAUUUCAAUCCUUUCGUCACGUCGUUCAAGCGGCCUUCGACCGAUUCGGAAACGUUGAUUUCUCCGAAAAGCAAUUGCGUGUCUCUAUGGUGGUCCAGGAUCUCACACAAGUUCUUCAAGUUCAGCAGACUUCAGGCGAUUAAGCUCAAAGCGAUGAGCAAAACCGCAUGCAAACAAGUCCUCUGCUCGUUCGAUCCGAGCCUGUGCACACCUCGGGACGCGUCUCAUUUCAUUUGCCUGCGCCCGGAGGAGAAUUAUUCCGGCCAUUGUCUCAAAGGCGGAUCAGCACCUCUCAUCUGCAAAGGACGCGUCCAUGGCAUUCUCAACUGGUCACCAAACUGUAGCAGUCCUCAAAACGUGACGGUCUACUCCAGCCUCCAUCCUAUAUACGACUUAUUCGAUCUUUACGCCACUCAAGAUGCAAAUACGCUGGUUCCUGUUGCCACUUAUGAACUCUUAUUGGUUUUGUUAGUGCUUUAUGUCUAUAUAUCGUCGAGAAAAUGAAAAAACCCGGAACAAAAAAUUUUAAAAUAUAGUAAAUUCUACACACAACUUUUUUUAUGUCACGAGAAUCACGUG
Cimex lectularius (bed bug) is the source of this 1087-nucleotide messenger RNA. RefSeq names its product trypsin-3-like. Lineage: Eukaryota; Metazoa; Arthropoda; Insecta; Hemiptera; Cimicidae. The record is from RefSeq and is a predicted model, not a curated record. The transcript has a single exon. Bases 35 to 1012 code for a protein of 325 amino acids. Gene Ontology annotation, biological process: proteolysis. Gene Ontology annotation, molecular function: serine-type endopeptidase activity.